Molecule: messenger RNA, 21162 nt
Organism: Porites lobata
Lineage: Eukaryota; Metazoa; Cnidaria; Anthozoa; Scleractinia; Poritidae
Source: the annotation of a GenBank genome assembly
AUGUUCAUCCAUGGCCACAGAAGUCUUGGUUACUUUCUAAAUCAGGAAAGACUGCGUGCAGUGCCUUCUCUAGAAGAGCCGGCACCGAACCGGACGCCCUUUCUCCCUGGGGGCUACACCGUAAAGAAAUAUGGAUCGCGGUCUGGAGGUCUUAUUGAUGCCAUUCAGAUAGAGUUUCCUUUGAGUUUACGUCUUAAAUCUGGAUGGGAAAGUGCAAAAGACCGCGUGGUCAGAGCCAUUUUGCAGUUUUUAAAACUGAACUACUGUAUUGUGCAAUAAGAAAGGCCGUUUUCUUAACUGUCCAGGGUCGGUUUAAGAUUGAGGGAACUCGUCACUAUUAUUUCAAAACAGUAGGUUAUUGUUCCAGUGAAAACAAAAGUUAAGAGCCCUCUUAUCUUAAAAAGGUUUUUUUCAUCCCGGUCCAGGCCACUGUUGCGAUCGUGUCUUCGGCCUUCGGCCGAAGACGUAUCGGCCUGUGGCCGACGAAGCUCCUCGUCGCACGCGAGAAAAAACCUCUGGUACCCAGGGUAGGCCACUGUAUGGGCAGUGUGGAACCCAGUAGAGCUUUUAACCUAUAGUUAACGUUUUGAGAGAACAAGGAAAAGCGCUCUGUUAUUGCAUUUCACGCUGACUGAUUUCAUUUUUGUUCACUAUUCUUUUAAUGGACAAAGUUCUUUCUCUUUUAACUUGUGGAAAGAGACCUGAAUGGGAUACUAGUCAAUCGCAGGGUUUCUCCUGUCAGUAUUUCUUCCUUACCUAUUUAUACAGCUGGGUGAAGAGAGAUAGUGGAACAAUUAAAUUUCUUGUCCAAGUAAAAUAAUUCUUUUUUGUUAUGCGCCAAGUUGCUUAUUUUCCGAGACAACUGUCCGUUUAUGUACCUUUGACAGAAUUCGGCGACAACUAGAUUAUUCUCUUGUUGAGGGAACUCUUUAGACUUCUCAAUAGUCCAUGUGAUUUUUCGCUCAAGUUGUGAAAAAAAUUGAAAAAUUAGCAAUUUCAAGGAUACUUCUGAAACAAAUGGCUGCUAUUUUAUAUUGUUUGGUUGGGCAAGCUUUAUAAAGGUGCUUAGGAUGACUGUUUAGGACAAUCUUUAGUAAAUAUGAAGGGCUUAUCCGAAAGUGAAUAUUAAUACUAUAGUACUAAAAGAUAGUAAAUUAUUAACAUACAAUGUUAUUAAAAAAGCUUAAAAAACCCUCUCUUAAUUCAUCACAGCGUUAUUCCACAUUUUAACAGCAUUAUAUAAAAGAACAUUCGCUUCAUGUUGUUGAUAUUGGAAUGGGAAGGCCACAAGACAACUGAGUCCUUGUAUCAUGUGACUUGUGGUAUUUCAAAGAUAACAGUUUCUCAAAAGGGUAAUCCAUUUCAAGUCCGUCAAAGAGAAAACGUCUUCUUUCAAUAUAGAUUUGAUUGAUGGGUUGCUAUCCAAGUUCAAAAAAUAACGGCAGAGUUCCAGCCUAAAUAUUAGCAUCUAGAACAAUUCGCACACUUCUUUUUUCACCUUUAAUUUUUCGGAUCAGAAGCUGGUCCAGCCUUGUGAACAGGCGCAACAAGUGCUAGUUUGAAAGCAGAAGGGCAGGUUGAGGCCUUACUAACUCGUUUCUUAAUUUUACCAUUUAUAAUUAAAAAAAAAACCUUGCAAAUUUCACAUUUUCAUUUUUUUUUGUUUACCACAGCCGGCAGCUUUUCAAAUUUGCUGAAGAAUAUGUUCAUCUACGUUGCUCUACUAUCUAUCCUUCUUCUUCACGGCAUAAUUGGAAAAACGGAAUGGGGCUUCAAGAUGUUUUCAAAAUACGAACCUGGGAACAUGAGCUUAAUUAUAUCAUCUCCUCAUGAUGGCAAGAUCAACCCUUUGAAACAAGAGAAUGGAGAUCCUUGGCCAGACAGAUGGCCUGGCUGCGUAGGAAGCGAUGGGUGUGUGUGGAAGCACAAUUGUGGUAAGCCAGAUAACGAAACCUGCACACUAAUUGCCUACAACGACGCAGGCGCCGCAGUGGUUGCUCGAGACAUUGCUGAUGGUAUCAGAGCGUUGACUGGUAAGGAAAAUUGACCCAGGAGUACUCCCUUAUACGGCCUGUGCAGGGAUGUGCCGCUGGACAGGGUAUAGUUUUUUGCCUCUCUGUCCUGAACAGGGUAUAAAAUUUCGCACGAGGCUGUCCUUAACAGGGUACAUAAUUUCAUGGGAGUCUGACCUAAUUAUAAACAGAGUAUUGCCUGCAAGAUUUAUUUGAUUUGGUUGAUUAAUUUUUUUUGUACUUCCAAGCAACAAAAGUAAUUAAUAUAAUGCGUAUUUGCCUAUAUGCAAUUAGCAAUAAAUUGCUUCAAACAAGACGGCGCGCAUUUUGUGCCAACGCAUACGUAUUUCCGGUCGUCGCUUCAGUCACAAAAAUCGUUUGGCUGCACGGGAAAUAUGUCUGCGUACGCAGGCUAUUUGUUUUGGUAAAAGUAGGUUGAUUCAUGGCUCUUAAUCUCUUCAUAUCAAUAUAUAACACGUACAUUUUAUCACAUAGGUUUGCGACCACAUUUUGUUCAUAACGGAUUGAACAGAAGUAAACUCGACGUCAACAGAGAGAUAAAUGAGGCAACUUUCGACGUUCUAGACGCAAAAAAGGCCUAUAGAGACUACCACAAAUUCGUUGAAAAAGCAAGAUCAGCUAUUCAUGGUCGUGGUCUUCUUUUGGAUAUUCAUGGCCAAGAACGUCAUGACAGAAUAGAGCUUGGCUAUCUCAUUAACGGCAACCAUCUUGACAGCGGUGAGUUUACUGCAGAGAACACUUCAGUCAGAAACCUUGGCAAACACUGGUGUGGAAAUGACCCCUCCUGUUUCAAAAUGUUCAUCCAUGGCCACAGAAGUCUUGGUUACUUUCUAAAUCAGGAGGGACUGCGUGCGGUGCCUUCUCCAGAAGAGCCGGCACCGAACAAGACGCGCCUCUUUUCUGGAGGCUACACGGUGAGGAAGCAUGGAUCGCGGUCUGGAGGUCGUAUUGAUGCCAUUCAGAUGGAGUUUCCUUGGAGUUUACGCCUUAAAUCUGGAUGGGAAAGUGCAAAAGACCGCGUUGUUAGAGCCAUUUUGCAGUUUUUAAAACUCAACUAUUGUAUUACGCAAAAUGAAAAGCCCUAAUAAUGUUUGGGGCACUGUAUGGGCAAUACGAAACCUAGAGCUUUCAACCAGAUAGCUAACAUUUUGACAGAACAAGGAAAAGCACUCUGUGAUUGUAUUUCACGUUUAGUUCACUAUACUUUUUAAGGAUGAAGUUCUUUCUCCUUUUCAUGUGGAAAAGGUACUGAAUAGGAUACUAGUCAAUCGUAAGGUUUCUCUUGUUAGUAUUUUCCGUUGCCUAUUAAUACAGCUGGGUGAAGAGAGACAGUGGACCAAUUUUGAUUUUAAAUGUCCAAGUAAAAUAACUUUUUGUGUGCCAAGUUGAUUAUUUUUCAAGAAAGCUGUCCGUUUAUUUGCCGUUGACAGAAUUCGGCGAUAACUAUAAUUUUCUCUUAUUGAGGUAACUCUUAAAACUUCUCAACGUUCCAUAGAAUUCUUGGCUCAAGUUGUAAAAAGAGACCGAAAGUUGACAAUUUGUACAAUUUGAUACUCCUGAAACAAAUGGUUGCUCUAUUAUACUGUUUGGUUGGGUAAGCUUGAAGGUGCCUCGGUUGACUAUUUAGUACAAUCUUUAGUAAAUUUGAAUGGCUUAUCUGGCCAGUGUUUCACACAUGUUCUGUUGCACUGAGCCAUAAAUGACACGUGCAACAGUCAAAUGAAUCAGGCAACAAUCAAUUGCCAAACUAUUCUCUUUGUUUAAAACCUCCAAAUAUGUCGAACUUUGCCACCACCUAAAAACAAACAACCAUACUACUAACUAGAAAUGGGGACAGGUUUUCAGUUCCAAGUACUGAUGAACCUGUUGCGCUCAUUAUUGUCGCCAACUAUUUGGAGACAUUUACGUGUAAAUCGAAUAGGAAUCUGAAUGAUUGUUUUUUUACGAAAUAAGAAAACCGGAGUACCCCGGCAUAGAAAAUCUUGGAGCAGAGAAGAACGCCAACAACAAACUCAACCCGUCAACGCCGGGAAUCGAAUCCAGGCCACAUUGGUUGGGGGCGAGUGCUUUCGCCACCUCUCAUAAACGAUCACUGAAUCCGACCACCUCGCCACCAGAAUAUCUCACCACUAAACAACUCGUCACCAGCUGACCUCUUUGGUGGCGACAUGGUCUGGUGGCGAGAUGACCGUAAAUCACCACCACCUAUCCAAAUGCCAAAAACAGUUUACCCAGUCAGAGCACUGUAGCUGAAACCUCUCAUGGGCUUCCACUCCCCAACUCAAGGAGUAAUCCGACAUUUUCCCAGGGACAGUAAAUACUCGAAGGCGUCUGUCACUUUCCUCACGGGUGACAAUUUUCGCGCGUUCUCGCAUAUUCCGCUCCUUGACAACUAGCAGAAAGUCUACUACGUCCUGCAAGCGACUGCCAAACCAUGGUAUUUUGGUGGUCUCUUCACUCUACCCUCAUGGCAGUGGAAAUAAGGCAUUUUUAAUAAUAAAGCCAUGCGUGGAGUAUUUGUAUCAGUGACCACGAGUUGAGACGUGGGUGAAUUAACCCAAAUGUUUAGGCACUGCUAAUGUUGCCUUAGAGAAAUCAGUUAUAAACAGAACUUUCCGUGUGACGGUGCAGGUGAGAUUUACAGUGAAAUGAACACGAAACACUUUGCACUUCCUGAGUAAUUACUGCGUGUCUGUUAGUCUUUCAUUGUCAUUUUUCGACACAGAAAAAAGGUACAUGACACAAGGCCAAAAUAUUGGCUGGUUCGCCUCAAGGGAGCCCAGUAACAAAUGCGCUUUGAAUGCUAUUCAUAUGUACACUCUGCUCUUAAACUACUUUCAUACUUCUCCCAGUAAAUUAACUGUCGAAAACAAUGACGAUCACCUAAUUUCCAAACAUCUUGAGUCUGUGCGCAACACACUUAGCCAAAGAAUGCUACUUUUACUUUCUUAUAUUCUCUUGGCUGCGCGUGGUAGCGUCAGCAACUUUCAGAAAUUCUUUGCACACCAAAGAGUAUUGAGGUAUCCUCUAUAACUGCUUAAGCUACGGGCGCGUAACGAAAUUAAUCAAUUGCCUACUUUAUCCAGAUGAUGAACUGUUCAACCAAAUGUUGACGAGAACUUGGAAGAAAGCCGGUUUUAUUGUUUGUUAAAGUAGUUUUUCAUUUCUUAGAGUUUGAAAUGUUUCCUUACCCUCUACAGCUUCAAAGAAAACACAUUGGGACAGACGUAGAGGUGGAAAGGUUAGUAAUGAGUUUUGUCAUUCUAGAUCAUUGUUAGCUAAUUGGGUUGUAAAUUUUGCACAGUUUUAGAGGGGCUUUGAAAUUUUGUUAUUGGGGACUUAACGAUCCGAAGACGCAAUGGAAGCGAAUAUUGAACGUCGCUUAAAGAGUGAAUUUACCUUCUUGCAGUCUUCAUCGCGAUUAUUUCUACCCAUUUAUUUUAUCAAAAGUAGGCGAACCCUCCUGGAGUUGAAUUCCUAGGAUCCCUAUCCAAGUUCAGAAAGAAAAAUAAAACUUCGACGUCGGUUGUUGAAGUCCUCCAUGAAAUGUCAAAUUAGGCAAUUUCACGUCGUAGUCGUGCAGAAAAGGCAAAGAAAUGUACAAAAAAGUGUGAUGCACUUGCAAAGUUGUUGUUUUGCUCUUUUAAACCUAUUUUUUUACGUUCUCGUUACCAUAGUGUCGUCGGAUCGUAAAGUCCUUAAUAAUGCCAAUGCGCGUCCUUAGUCGUUAUGGAACUUGAUGAAUUUCUUGUGAAUGACAAAAUCACAGGUUCGUAUCAAACCACUCCCAAGCAUUAUAGCAAACGUUACAAACAGCAAAAAUGAACUUUGAAAAGCUGUCAUGCUAACGAGUUUUCAAAAAACCACAAUUGCAAUCUAAAUACCUUCUUUUCAUGUUUUGACUAUAGUUAUUUUAAUGUUUCACUCAGUUUGUGCCAGUUCCUACUGUUUGAAUUUUGAUAAAUCGCCUUGUGUAAGGGAAUCCAGGACUCUCUUGGAUUCUGGAUUCUACACUGUGGAUUCCGGAUUCCAGGUACUGGAUCCCAGUAUUUGUCAGUAGAACUUGUAUUCUGGAUUCCAAUCGUUAUUAGGGUUCCGGAUUCCUUGAGUUGUAUUCCGGAUUCCAAAGUCCCGGAUUCCGGGAUCCACGGCAAAAAUUUUCCGGAUUCCCUUACAUGGUCGAGAUAAAUUUCAUGACACAGUUCCUUUAACGUUGAAAUUACUUUUCAGGAAUGACGAACAUGCCUUGAUAAUUUCUUCUCUCUUGGAAGCCAUCUUUCUUCAUGGAUACCAAGAACAUGGGGUUAAGGUAAGGGAAACUGUCCUACGUUUUUGUGUUAACAAAUACACAUCAAAAGCUUUACGUCUUGAUUCUCCACUUUAGAAACGAGAAAGGAACUGGAGCCCAAAUGCUUCCCACAAUUGUUUCUGCGAUCGCUGCUGGCAGUGCUUUAGUGGCAGGCCUGUUGCUCGAUGCAAGGAUUUAAAUAUUCUUGACUCAUUUACUGUUACUUAUUUAUUUAUUUUUGAAUUUCUUCACACCCGGGGGGAUUCUCAACAUAAUUUUAUAAAUACGAGGAGGCGCCUUCCCGAGGUCCAGUCUCUUACUCUUUUAUCUACCAGUUGUGCCAGAAAAGGCACCCUUUUCGUAUACCUUUAAAUGACAAAUGAUACCCCUUUCACAUACUAGUUCAGAACGCUGCAUCCCUUACUUACCCCGUGAAAUAUGUAGUAGAAUACUAUGCACUAUUGUGCUCUUGUUCUAUUAUCUUCAUUUGUUUACUUGUAGCUAUUUUUCACUAGUUAGUAUCAAUUUUAACCGGACAACUGAAAUCACUCUCACUGCGUUGUCUUUUAAAUAUGAAUAAAUCACUAAUCCACGAAGUUUUCUUGUCGUUUUUACUGCCAUAAAAUGCGCCUAUUAGCCCUUUAGGUCCUUUCACAAACUGCAAUGACAGAUUUCGCUCCCCUUUCACAUACCUCAACUAGUGAAAUCCCUACCCUUUCAUAUACCUGACUCCUGAAAAAAACGACCCCUUUCUGACAGAGCCUCCCGUAUUGACCAUUACAGAGAGUACCCCGCCCCUAGGGCCUUCACAUCACGCGAAUUUAAUUCAGUGUUGUUUUGCAGACAAAUUUUUUCAACUUGCUUGGGAAGAUAUCCACUGAGACAAUGCCUACACAUGUAAGUUAUCUUUAUUUUCAGAAAAGAGUCAAGUAGAAUCAGAAGAAAGUGAAUUCAAACUUUGAAACAUUACUAGACUGAGAAAACAGCUGACAUUUUGCGACGCUACCACUGAUUUACAAGCGAAACGACGUCUGAGAAACAGGCGCAGAAAUUCCAUACUGAUGACGCGUCACUACCCAGAUCUGGGUAGUGCUUUUGAUUGGUUGAUCAUGAAGCAAAUUUCCCACGCGGCACGACCAAUCAGAAGCACUACCCAGAUCUGGAUAGUGACACGUCUUCAGUAUGGAAUUUCUGCGCUCGUUUCUCAAACGUCAUUUCGCUGGUAAAUCAGUGGUAGCGUCGCGAAAUGGAAGCUGUUCUCUCAGGCUAAAACAUUACCCACCCAUUUUCUGCGGUUUCCCGUAUAAAACACAUCAUGUAAUACGCAUGCGGAAGUAUAAUUACAGCUAAUUACAUACUGUACAAGCGGCUGGACGUUCGAAAAAGACUUCAACUGGGCAAUAUUCUCACAUUAUUGUGAGCUGGAUAGCGUGGAGUGGAGUUGUUGAGACAUUACUUUUUCUUAUAACACCAUUCAUUUGAUGUAAAUUUUGUUGCAGUCUUUUUGGUCCCUGAUUGUCAAUUUCACGCACAAGGACGUUCUGCAUGAGUUAGAGCACCUUUCUCAAAUUCACACGAACGUCGGUAAAUGUCGGGUAAGUUCCAUGUUGUUUUCUUUCUUUUUCCUCUCUGACCAUCUGAAGAAGGCACAGUGCUGGCAGUGGAACAAGCCCUGCUCUCUACCUCCUCCUUGUACAUUUGUCACUGACGAAACCAGUGAACGUUUUUCAUUCAACUAACAUGUUACUAUGUUGCUACUAGUACUGCAGCUCCACAAUUCAAGAUAUAAACCUCACACAACAAAGAAUUCUUUUAUUUGUUCUGACGAGGGGUUAGUCUUUCUUUAAGAACAAUGGACGGGUAAUGAACGUCUUCUAACUAUCUGACGCUCGCAAGUAUGAAAAUGGUGCCCAAGAUUUUAGAAACAUCACAUGUUGUUUUCCUAUGAGAAUACAUUUACCCGUCUCUUUUAAGAAGUAACCCAUUCCAAUCCUGCUUUAAAUGAAUCAUAUUUCUCUUUAGGCAUGGAUUAGGCUUGCUUUGAAUGAUGGAUUAAUGGAAAGCUAUCUUGAAACACUGCUGAUGGACAAAAACAAGCUUUUGUAAGUCGUCUGAUAAUUUUCAGGGUUUUUCCUUGAUUAAAAGUCAUUACUACUGAAAACUAAUCAUGCUUUUGGGCUGAGGGAAGUCUGUUCGGUCCGUAAUCGUAACACUGAUUUAACCACGUCUCUGCAUGUUGACAAAAAAAGCAUUGUUAGUAGAAUAUAUUUGUUUUCUCCAGAGAAUCUUACAAGCCUUCUGCAUUUCUGCUGGAUGCAGAACUACCAUCAAUCAUGAAGACCUUCUUGCAAGGUAAGUUGUCUCCUUUUUCUCUUCUUGUGAUGUUAAAGCUUGCCACCUUGUUUCCGAUCUGGUUCAAACAGAUUAUAACUAAGGACGCUUACCAAAACGGCAAUAAAUAAAUAAAUAAAUAAAUAAAAAAGGGCAGGACCGUAGCCUCCGCCACAGACGAAACUAAACUCUGCGUGGUCACGGGGGUUAAAUUUUGUCUGCGACGCAGGUCAGGUGGAGAGGUAGUCUUUUAAAAAAGUCGGCAUUUUCAGAGAGUUUUCGGUAAAAACGUACCGCAAGAAACCAAAAGGUAGGACCUCCUUUAAUUAAUUCACAUUCUUUCAUGCUGACAUAAACCAAUCAGAUGUCGAGGACAGCUUCCAGUUGGCUUCUGAUUGGAUUAAAUCUGCACGAAAAAACGUGAAUAAAUCAAAAGGGGUCACACUUUAGGGCUUCUUGCUGUAACUGUUCAGCCGUGCAUAGGUAUUAUUAAGGAAUAGACAGAUCUGAUCAUAAUAAAUUACCAAACUUUCCCCAGUAUGAAUUUACUGGUCUGGCCAGUCAGUUCUGACUCAUGGUAAUCGCCCUUGGAUUUAUAGUACAAAACCCGCGACUAAGAACCCGCAUUUUCCCAGGUUAGCCUAAACAGCCUCUUACAUAAAUGGUAAUUAGCACAAGUUUAGGCGAUGUAGGUUCUUAAAUAGGAUAUUAUUUUCUGAAGGACAGAUACAUUGUAGCUAAGAGUAUUUCGUGGUAUUCAGCUCAUUCCAUAGGUAAAACCUGUGUACCAUUACAAUUGCAGUUGUAAUUGAGUAGUAAGGCACCUAAGACACCAAAGAGGAUCCUGAAUGUUGACUUAUCUUAUCUGCCCAAGUGUACAGAUGUUUUUAUUAUAGAUUUUUAAAAUAAGAACUUGUUUCAAAUUUUACGCUAAACAGGUUCUUGUAUUAGAGGGGGCUAAACUGGCAAUUUUAAGCCUAACAGGUUCUUAAAAACUAGGUUCUUACUCGCGAGUUUUUACUGUAUCUCCUGGUUUCAUGACUUUGUUUCACACAAUUGCAGUUUUUUUGCCAUUAUUAUUUCAGUUUGACUAUUAUUACUUUUGCCACAGGUCUGGGAGAAUUCAAAUUUGAUUUCAACUACAACACACCUGGUCUUAACACCUGGACGGGUGAUACACUAGCUUACUGCGGAAUAUGGCAGUUACCAAAAGUUGCACUGCAAUCUCUCUCUCCAGCAUACACAGGUAAUGGGACAUGAAACAGCUCUACAGCCAAAAUUCUCCACAUGGCCACUUGUCUAUUACGGACAGUUCUCUUGGUCCCAAAAGAUUUCCAUAUUUCAUACAGUUCAUACCUCUAUAAUACGGACAGAUGCCUUGAUCCCAGAGAUUCCACAUUUCAUACAGGUCCUAACUCUAUCAUAGAACGGACACCACUCUAUUACGGCCAGUUCUCUUGACCCCAGAAAUUCCCAAUUUCUUACAGUUCCUACCUCUUUAAUAUGGAGACUUCUUUAUAACGGACAGUCUCUAGGUAACCUUUCAAUUACAGACAAUUCUGUUGUUCUUAGAGACUCCAAUUGGAUGAUAACCUUGUCACCAUUCUUACGUGAAGUCACCUGGGGUCAAAGCUCAGCUUGAAGUAGAAACCAGAGUUGUUGAUUGACAUGAAAUUUAUUUCGUUCAUUUCAUUUUAUUGGUUGAAUUGUCAUCAGGGUAUAGUACUCCACUGUCGGCCGCAAUAUUGCAAGCAUCAUUUCAUUAUUUUGGUUUGUUUGGAUUGUUCUCAGGUGUAGAGGGUCAUGGCCCGUCCACUAUUCCUGUCACCAUUCCAGCCCCGUCAGCGGUGAGUCCCCAGGUGUCCCGAUCCAUUGCAGCUCAAACGUCAAGCUCCUGUUCCAGUGAUGCGGAAGUGGCCGAGCUUGCUGGGGGCAGCAUUGAGGAUAGCAUGGAAAUGAAACGCCGAUUCGUGGAACAGCAAACGGAGGCAGCUGGUAGAGAGGCGGGUCAAAGAGAGGUGAAAAAUCCAGAUCACCGACCCUCUACGCAAAGCAACGACGAGGGAGGUCUGUGUUUGUAUUGAUAUUAGGGAGCUUUGAGGUGAUGUCACACGAGAAGAUUCGCAAGGACGAUUUUUAGCUCAACACAGCGUUGCAACAUUGUUGCGACAUUGCAGCGCUGUGUUACACUAAAAAUCGUCGUUGCGAAUCGUCUCGUGUAACAUCAUCUUUAGCAUCGACGACAACGACGACAGCGAAAACGUCACUAUUAAAAUGAAUUCGCGUUUUUUCAACGUUUUUUUGCGUUUAUUCCAAAUUGCUGAAAAUGCCAAAUGUGGGCGAAUGUCCCGGAGUUGGUUUCUUGGGGACCGUACUUAAGUUUAGAAAAACAAAGAAAAUUCGUAGUCGCUUGCUUACGUCCUCCAGAAAACGUGAAAUAAGGCACUUUCACGUCGUAGUCGUGCAGUGACGGCAAAGAAUUGUACCAAAAAGUAUGAUGCACGUGCAAAUUUGUUUUUGUGUCCAAUAAACCGACUGCUUUUAUGACGUUCUUGUUACCGUCGCCCUCGUCGUUGCUAAAACUCCCUUUUGCUAAUAGUAGACGUAUGAGACACUUAAUUGGCCUCAUUGUUCCAAAGGUGCAUAACGCUAUCCACUGAAUAAAUCUCUAUCAAGUGGAUAACGCAAUAGGCGUUUUGCAUUAGUUGAUCACGUGAUCAACGUUCUGUAAACUCGAAAACAGUUCGCUUUGGAAAAAUUUUGUUAGCACAAACUGAAAGAGCAUAUUAAAAUUAGCUAACCUGUACAUGUAAAUUUGCAAUCGCUACUUUUGAGGUACACGUCUGAAAAUUUACAGGGUUACUUAAUUCUAAUAUGCUCUUUCAGUUACUACUAACAAAAGUUUCCAAAGGCGAAGUAUUUCGUGUUUACAGACAGUUAAUCACGUGAGCAACUGUUGCAAAAGGCCUAUUGGUCUCCCGCUGGAUAGUGGUUUAUCCGGUGGAUAGCGCUAUCCAGCGUUUGAACGAAGGUGCACGUCUUGUUGUUGUAAUCCGUUCUAAGGUUAACCCUUAGUUGCUUGCCUUUUACACAGUCCAUCCGGUUGGAAAUCUCAUGGGUACUGUAACUGAUAGAUUAAGCGCCGCUACUCGAAUAAGCGCCGCACCUUUAACAGAGAAAUGAAAUAAGCGCCGCGGCGCUUAUUCGAUCAUUUACGGUAAGCACAUAAUAAUUGGAGAGUGUAGCGAAAUGGAAAGAAGAGAGUGGGAAAAAGCGGAAGAGUGGGAGCUCGCUGUUGUUUCUAGUUCACUUCUCUCUGCCUCCACUAUCUGAACGCCUAGAACAGGCUUAAAUUUAGUUAGCUUAUAAAACAAGCGGGUUUCUCAUACGUUUUAUCUACUAGGUUGUGAACUGACCUCGGCUACUGUACAAACGUCAUCUCAACAAGAGAAGAAACGCAAUACAAUCAGUCCAACCCCACUGAUGGGAAGUAACAAGCUGGGAAUGGCUGGUGGCUGGUCAUCCGCCUUUGAAACUCAGAUGAGCGUUGAUGGAAGCGUUGAUCAUGCAGGAAAUGCAGGGACAGUAGUGGUACCAGAGGAUACCUUACGUCCGGCGUCUCCCACUAGACUAAAAAAUGUACCAAGUUUUCGCACCUUGUUAAAGGACUAUACCGUUCAAGGCCCUAAUAGGUUUGAAGCACCUGUUUAUGAGGACCCUCCCACAUCUAGUCAACCUCAAGAGGUACAAUGUCUUUCAGUGAUUGUCAUGUAACUUCUCCUUACAAUAUCAAUGCAUUGUUCAACAGACAUGUGGUGAGAAUAGGAAAACGCAUCAGCCAGAGGAUUUAUCUUCAUUUAACCCCAAAUUCCCUUAAGUUGUGAUCAAGGAAAUGUAUAUCAGUCAGAAAGGAGAAUUACUCAUUAGAUCUGGCAGUUGAAGGGUUAAUUGGGUAGUCAAGUGACUAGAAUGUUGGACACCUGAUGAUUUUUAUACAUCCUAAUACUCCUGGUAGAUAACCGUUUAUUGGGCAGAUUUAUUGAGAAAGUGUGAAAAUCAGAGAGAGCACCGAAGUACAGUGAUUAGGGCCAAGCUCGCUCCUUCUUAUUAGAGAGCUUUAGAUUUAAGGACGAGAACGAGACGAGUACGAGAUUUAACUAAAGUUUUGCUCGUGUUCCCAAAAAAGACACACCGGAAAGCUUCAUUUUACUUGUUUUCGCCAAAAAAGUUAGUUCGGUUAUUUAUACUGAAGGGGGUAAAGCCCUCUUCCUAUAGCAAGAUGAUAAAACUUCUUACAUUUGAUAACUUGUUCCCGCCAUUACGACAUUCUUGCUAAUACUCGUAGUAGAAUGACGACGGCUAUCACGUUUUCCCGCUAAAAUGGCGCUGGUUCACGGGCGCGCAAUACUUAGUAUUGAGGAAAUCUCGUACUGGUAGUCGUCCUCGUCUUAAAAUCUAAAGCUCUCUAAUAACUGUUAUGCCUGCAACUUUAGAAACGAGAAAGAAACUGGGGAGAGUUAAUUUUCGCAAAGAUCUCUGGGACUGUUUCCAAGGACAGGGGAAAAAAUUGGCCAAUAGCUGACCGGCGCGUCCCCUCUUACGAUCCUAUGAACAUCUGCGGGACACAUUUCGGCCCCAGUCCUCUUCUCGCUUCUGAAGUGGCGAAUGGUCCAUCAACACGACUGAUGACACUUUAACGUACGGUAAAAGGGAGGCAGCGUGGCCGAGUGGUCAGCGCGUCGGACUCGCAAUCCGGCGGUCCCGGGUUCGAGUCCCGCAAUGGCCACUUGCUGGAUUUGUGCUCGGUCGUCCCGAGUUCAAAUCCUCGUCCACGCUUGUAAAUAGCUAACUGGUUGCCUCCUGCCAAUUGGGGUUUUAAAUCCUGUUAUGUUGUAUUUGAAUUAUUUGUUUUCCAAGUAUUUACUGAUUGUAAAGCACUUUGGAUCACUAAGAGAAAGGCGCUAUAUAAGCGUAUAUUAUUAUUAUUACAUUAUUAUUAUAAAAGCAUUCUUGCGCCGUCCCCUCGCUUUCAUGAACUUUUCUAUCACGUAGUAGUCACGUCCAGGGAUGAAUAGCAAUUCUCCUAGCUGCUUUAUUGCCGUUAAGAUUAACCAGCUGAUGUUUGUCGUUUGCCGUUACCGUGAUUCUAACUAAAUCUCCCGAAUAUUUAAGAUCCCACAGACAAAGGAGUGGGACUUUUCUGAAACCAUCACAGCGGCGGGCUUUGAAGUUCUUCCAAAGCGUGGAUCCGUACAUUCAACGCAUGGUGAGGACCGUACUAAUGAGCUCAUGGCGUUAGUGACUGAAAUAGCCAACGAGAAAGGACUAGACAGUCAGAACUACCAGUGCAAAGGAUGCGGACGAAAUAUAGGUAGGUCAACGAGAUUUUUCUUUGAAUUUUGACUUUCGAAAUGUGCAUUUUUAUUCCAAUUAAUUUUUCCUCAAGAGUUCGAAAAGAAUUUAGAACAAAGGAACGUAUAAUUUAAACCAGGGAUAAAACUGAACCACAACACAUUUAAACCAGGGAUAAAACAUGUUGUUGGUUCAAUUUUAUCCUUGGUUUUAAGGGGAUUGAAACAUCUUAAUUUUCCUUUGAACAAGGGAAACAUAUAAUUUAAACCAGAGAUGAAACUGAACCGCCAACACAUAUUAAAGGAGCUGUGUCAUGAAAGAAAUAUCAUUUGUCCUUUUAUUCGUAUUCAAAUGUUUUAAGGGUUCGAAACAUCUUAUCCGAACACACUUUUCGAAAAUCACGUCAUGCCCGGAUCACCGCGUCUGUCUUACCUUGCGACAUGACGUCCAGGGCAAUGAUUGUUUUAAGAACAUUUUAUUCCAAGUAUGGCAAUAUUUUUAGACUAUUUGUACAGUUAUUAUAGAGAGUUUUUCGUUUUUAUAGAAAUGUUUUUUGUUAUAAUUUCAAUUAGUAUUUAUUUUUUUGGAAUUUAUUUAUUCGUAGUUUUAAGUAACUGUAACGCAAUUCAGUCUACGGACUGCCAUGUUCGAUAUUUUAAUAAACUAUCUAUCUAUCUAUCUAUCUAUCUAUCUAUCUAUCUAUCUAUCUAUCUAUCUAUCUGUCUGUCUGUCUGUCUGUCUGUCUGUCUGUCUGUCUGUCUGUCUGUCUAUCUAUCUAUCUAUCAUGAAAGUGGGAACCGUCACCAAAAAAAAUCAAAACAUGAAAAGAAAGCAUAAAUAACGCACCAUACAAAUACAAAACAAGGCAGGGAUCGACAAACUUAAAGAAGACUGAAACCGAUUGCAAUUGUGGGUUUUGAAAAACAGCUUUUCAAAGUUAAUUUUAUUGUUUGUUUCUUUUGAUAUAAUGCUUGGGAGACAUUCGUUUGACACGAAGCUGUGAUUUGGUAAUUCACAAGAAAUUCCUCAAGUUCCAUAGCGAAUGAGGAGACGUUACUGGCGUUAUUAACAUGGACUAAAGUCUUGGGAUACUUUUGCAUUUCUGGGGCGUUUUCCAAUUCACACAGGUCCCACCCCUGCCCUCACCCCACAAACAACGUUGGACGCGUGUAUCCAGAAUUUUUCCCGAGUUUCAGCUUUGUAUAGGGUGAGGGGAGAGAGAACUGCAGGAAAAUUUCGAAAAGGAUGCACUGUUUUACAGAAAAUUAUGAACACUGCAUUACUGUCCCAAGGACUUUAGUCUAGGAUUGAAGACAGCCGUGAGACAGCCCCUUUAAAGUCAAUCAGAAACGGAGAUAUAUUUGGAACGAAUACCGUAUUUACUCGAAUAAGCGCUGUCCCUAUUAAGCGCCGCAUCUAAGGCGUGAAAAUUUCAUUUAGUAAGUGCUGCGAUGCUUAUUCGAGUAAAUAAUAUUGUCUAUAUAUUUUGUAGGCAUGAUUUAUGGAGAGUUCAAAGUUUGCACAUACGACGCCUGUUAUUACUGCUUUGAAUGUCACGAGAACGAAGAGCAUGUUAUUCCUGCUCGGGUCAUACAUAAUUGGGAUCUUCGGAAACAUCAAGUUGCCAAACACUGCAAGUUGUUCUUGCUUCACAUUGAAGAGGAGCCGCUUUUCAAUAUUGACGAGACAAACCCAACUCUGUACAAUGUCAUCAAGGAACUGCGUGAAGUCAUGGUACAGUAACAUUUCUUUCCUUUUUACGACAGGCUUCGGGUUCCCCCAACUCCCCCCCUCCCCGCUCCUCUGGCAUCUUUAGAGACGGAACGGCGCGUUUUAGAAAGUCAAUUGAUGUAAACUUACAUUGGAAAACAGUGGCGUCCUAGUUGAGUUUAAAUCGCGUUUAUUACCAGGAGGGGCAACGAUUAGCACGAGCAGUUAGUACGCAGCCUUCUGUGCGAGGGGUUCUGCGUUCGAUUCCCUGCUGUGACCUCAAAAUCGUUGUUUUAAUUUCUGUCCUUUCCGUGUAGCUUUAUGAGCACACUGUCGGCCUCCGGUUACUGUUGCGAGUUACCCACGUAAAAUAAGGAUCUUUACCCUUAGCUUUUGCCAGGAUCCCGAGGGGGGAGGGGAGCGUAUACCCCCCAAUAUAAACCAUAUAGGUAUGUGCUGCUCCAGAGGAUAUGGUUUUUACCAUUUUUUGGUUUCAAAAGUCAAUGGAUUUCGAUGAAACAAUGGCAGUAACCGAAUAUGACUGAAAAUCAUCAGUUAUCCAAAAUGGCGGUGCGUUGGAAAUUUUCUGAAAAGCGAAACUAGGCGCGACUGCGUGUCAAUGCCUGAUCCUUCAAAUCUUUUCUUUUAAUUCCAAGAAAAAAACAAAACAAAACAAAAUUCGAACAGUUUUAAGUCAUGAUCAGUCUGUUAUAACAAUGGAGGUUUCCUGGCUUAAACUUAGUCGACUGGAUUGAGUCUCUCUCAGCACGGAGUGGUCAAUUUGACCACUCCAGAAAAUACCAUAACAUACCAUAAUACUCUUUGUUUGUCAUCCCAAAAUUUUGCUGAAGCAUUGUUUUCAGUUUCUCUUGGGGCCAUUUUAACUCCCGAGAGAAACUGAAGACAAUCCUUAUGCAAAAUUUCGGGGUGACAAACAAAGAGCAUUAUGGUAUGUUAUGGUAUUUCUGGAGUGGUCAAAUUGAACGGUGUCGGUGUCUUUAGAUCUGUCCAUUCAUUGUUCAAGAACCACUACUCCUAACUCUAACCUUAACCCUAACCUUUACCCUAACAUACCUGCCAACAAUGUUUUAUCAUAGGUACUAAGAUCACAAUUACAGCAUUUAAAAGGAUUCGUAUACACUUGUAAAGAUCCUAUAGCCGAUGAAGUGAGGAGGAGAAUAUGGCCGCGGGAAUAUCUCUGGGACGAUAUUCAUCAGUACUCAUUGUUGGUAAGCGAUACUGACCUUGUUUAAAUGUUUUUUAUUAUUUUUUGGCGAAAUUCCUUAACUACAUGGCGCAUAUAUUCCAGCUAUUAGAGACCUUUAGAUUCAGGACGAGGACGACUACGAGUGCGAGAUUUGACUUCAAGUUUUUUCGCGUAUUCUCAAAAUAUAGACAUCCCGAUUGCUUUUUCACUGUGUGAAGGAGGUUGCACCCUCUCCUGUGAGCGAUAUGUCAAUAAAAAACUCGUAUCCUCCACGUUUUCCCGCCAGUCCUCGUAGUCGUAGUCGUUGCUCACUGUGACGUGAGCGAUAUGUCAAUAAAGGAUCCUCCUAGCGUAGCGUAUUUAUCUUCGAGGAUCUCAUGGUUACCACCGUACCAUUUUCCACUUGCUCUCGCUAUGAUACUGACUGCUUUGUCGUCUGCAUAUAGUCGUUACAAGCCGAAAAACCCAUUGAGCGAGGAAGCACCUUGAUUAUAAAAACCAAGUGUAUAAGACUCUCAUCCUACGUGCGUUUCUCAAAACUAAAAAAAAAAAAAUUUUAGGUGGACAAACUUCAUUAACAGAACAUUGAUUUUAAAAAAAUUCUUUGAAUAAAAAAAAUGAAAACUUUACAAGAUUCAAAAGUAUGUUGGCCUACUUUGCACACAAGCGCCCAAGGAUCGUUAACAAAUUGACGAGAAAAAACGCCUUCCAGGGGCCCGUUUCUCGAAAGUCCUUUGCACAAAUCAAAAUAAGAGCGCCCAAGGAUCGUUAAACAAAUUGACGAGAAAAAAAACGCGAUCUUUAAUGUAAACGGAGACAGCUUAGGCCCGGAAAACUCUUUAACGGGAAUUUUUAAAGAUCGAGGUUUCAAAAGUUUUGCAUCUAGCAUGAAAAACCAUCACUUAGUGAAACAAAAUGACGUCUGAUCUGUUGAAGAAAAAUUACUGAGAAACAGUUUAUUUUUAGAAACGGACGUCUGAUCCGUUGAAGAAAAAUUGCUGCAGUUUAUUGUUGUUGCGAAUGUUCGACACGGAUUCAAUACCCACGUCGCACCACAGUUGAUGUAGUUUUUACAAAAGCUAGGCAGAGACCUGUUGUAAGUAGAAGAACUUUCUUGGAAACGGUUGUCACUGGGAAACUUUUCUUGAUUUUAAAUUUUCUCAAGGGAAAAACCUUUGUAAAAAAUAGGGAAUUGGCUUCAGGAAAGAACGGUAGUAUGCUAGGACUUUGCUCAAGGGAUUUCUUGUUUCCACUUGUUUUAUUUUUAGGAUUUGAUUCAAGUACAAUCAGGACAGCUUGCUCAUCACCUGAAAAAAAUCAUUGCUCAUUGCACGAAACAUGUUUACAAGUGUAAGGUAAGCCAGCUUCGGUCACUUUGCAAGCUACAGUUUAUCGGACCGAUUUUUUUUUACCUGAAGGAAGGGCCAAAAUGAAAAAUCGGUCUAUAAUAAGACCGACUUUUGUGUUUUCGGGCUGAAAAAUCGUAGCGCGUAAACUGCCUUUAGAACUGCGUUUUAGGAGCGACAAAUACCAGCAUUUUAAGUGCCUUUAAAGUUGCUUAAAAGAUGUGUGCUUGUGCGUAACCCGGUUCAGAUGAUGUAACUCGAGUUCGGGCGAGUUGACAAAUAACCUUCAUGAUGGGGUUGCUCGAAACAUCGUUCAAUUUUUUUAAAAAUAUUUGUCAACUAUUGUCUUUUAAAAAUAAGUAGGUAAGGUUAACUUUUUCAAGUAACAGUCCUUUUCAUCAAGUGUUUAAAGCAGCCAUCAGUCGUAUCAAUGCAAGUGUAAAUCACUUCUUGUCAAAAGUUGAGCACAUGGUUUGUUACAAAUAUAUCUGUGGUUUUUCCAAAUCAUGUGAAAGCAUCCGUCUAACAAUUAAGUGGAACUUGUUCAUCAUUCAUAGGAACUAGUGGAGAAAUAAACUAGAUAAAAUAGAGAGUACAUUCACGUUUGUUGUUCUUUAUCCUACGCACAGCUUUGUUGUCAGAAAGGGUUCUUUUGUGAAAUUUGUAACAACUCGAAGAUCAUAUAUCCUUUUGAAGUGGCAACAACUACUCAGGUAAGGCUGACCGCGGUCGUUUCGCCUACCCUGAGUCGUUUCGCCAACGGUCCGUUUGCCAACGCAGGGUUCGCACAGGUUUGAAAAGUCCUUGAAUUUUAGGGGAAGUCCUUGAAAAGUCCUUGAAUUCCAUUUUCCUUUAAAAGUCCUUAAUUUUCUCUGCAAGUCCUUGAAAAGUUGAAUUUUCUUCAACUUUAAAUGUAGUGGCCUGGAAAGAAUUUUUUGAUGCUUUUUGUUGUCCAAGAUAGAAUAUAAAUCAUAGCGCAGAGAAUUUAAAGGUUAUUUACAUAAAGUGCUCUAUUUUUUAAAAAAUGUAGAGACGUUGGUGAAGCAAACAGUUCAAGCCUUUUUAAAAGUCUUAUUAGAAUAGACUGGGAAUGUGCAUUUUUGUACAAUCUGUGAAAUUAUAGUCCUAUUAGGUGGUCCAGGAAAAUCUGAUGUGGUCCUUGAGAAGUCCCUGAAAAAUGGUUGCAAUUUUUUGUAUAAACCCUGCAACGUCUUGUGUCCUUCCGCUUAAGAAGAAAAACGAGCGCUGCGCAUCGGUAUACACCUCGUUCGUUCAGCUACUGAUCAGGUAAAAGCAGUUAGGGAACUGACUUAACAAGUAAGCAAAACGACUUCAGUCGUCAGCGAACAGGACAUUAGCGAAACGACUGGCAGGCGAAACGACCGUAACCGAGGUAACAGCCUUGGACAUUAGCAAAGCCCUUGUUAAGGAAAUAGUGGGCUCAGUUAACAGGACGCCAGGAAGAGGAGAACGGCACAACGUCUGUGUAUGACAAAAGUGACAGGGCUACUGACAGUAUUACUUGCUUGUUUUGUCGUGAACUUCACUUAACGGUACUGUGCUCUGGGGCCCGUUUCUCGAAAGGCCCGGAAUCUUUUCGGGCCUGAAGGUAAAUUUUAAAAUCAAAACUUGUUGAAUGGUAGCACCAGGGUAGCACAGUUUCUAGCUCACAAACCAGUCAAAAAUUAUUGAAACUUUGUUCGUAAAUGCAAACACGGCAAGCAUAAAACAGCUUUUUGGGGCCCAAAACGUUACAGGGACUUUCGAGAAACAGGGCCCAGGGCUUUUACAAAAAGAUCUGUUAAAAGGAAGGUGAUCAUUGGCGGAUUUUUUUUCCUAACAUAAUUAUUGUCACGCUUGUCACACACGGUUUGUAGUCUUCUUUCUUCGGCCGUCCUAUUACGUAAGCUCACUAAUAAAUAACACCCAAACGUGAUUUUUCGUUACUUAGAGAAAGUACAGUAGUUAAAUAUCCCACUAGUUCUUCAACACAAGGUAAUGAUUGUAGUUUGUUUUCUCUGUUACUGUACCUGAUGUUAAUAGACAUGCUUUCACUUUAAAAAGAAAAAAUAUGUUUUGGUGGUUGCUGUGCAUCAUUUAGUGACAGUUGUUUUGGUCUUCAAUGUUUUAGUGUGGAAAGUGUAAAGCCCUAUACCACAAGGCUUGUAUUGCGGAAAGAAAAUGCCCCAAGUGUAUCAGGAAGAGAAAACAACAAACUGCAAAGACAAUCACCGCUACUGUUUUGGAAUUCGAUUCGCCUUGGUGAUUGGGCAAAGUAAAGGCAGAAUCAUUCAUUUAAAUCUGGAAAUUAAAUGACAGACUCACUAGCCUUGGUCGCGGGAAAAGUGGAGGUACACACUUCAAUCUGAGGAAUCGAUGUAUUGAUGAAUCUGCAAAUAAAAUGAUUAGCUGACCAGUAUUGGUUGAAUUUUAGAGCAGAGAAGUGUUUGGAAUGGCCGACCUACUUGCCUUGGUCAUGGGCAGAGUGGAGGCAUACACUUCAAAAUGAGGGUUGCAUUGAUGAAUAUGCUCAUUAAGUCAUUUGCUUACCAGUGUUGGUCAUGUGUUAGAGCAGAGGUAUGUGCUGCUUUGGAAGCAGGUAAAAUACAAAUCAGAUGACUGCGCUAGCAAUGGUCAUGGUCAGAGUAAAGGGAGGUUAGGGAGGGACCUCAUAAUAAGCCCUAUGGUUUCAAUUUGAGCUUCCUCGCCAGAAAAAUACUUUUAAUUCUUUUACUUGGAGUUUUCAUCUCUAUGAUCUUUAAAUAAGAUUUUUGUAAUCUAUUGCAUGUCUGUAUGUAUGUAUAUAAAUAUUUUUUCUGGCAAAUAAAUAACUAAAUAAGACACUUCAGUCUGAGUCUGCUGACUAGUAUUGGUUAUGUGACAGAGCAGAGACAG